AAGAUGGAGACAAACUGUCCUCGUGUGAACUUCACAGCACAACGAUCUCUGCACGAUGACGGUUCAGUGGAGUUCAACAACAGAGAGGUGGAGAGGUAUGUAAGACAUAACUACCCGGACUGGCUGACUGGCUUUCACAUGGUGCCGGAGGUUUUCACCUUUUCUGGAGAACAGAUAGAUCAGGUCCAGCGAAAGGGUGAUGAUGCAGAAGGGCACGUUUACCGGCUCCUCCACGAACUCGGCAAUGACCUUGGCGAACCGAUGUUUGUCAUUCACAGCUUCAGUUUCAACGAACAAGUUCAACGCGGUACAGACAUCUGGAGGGUGUACGGGGAAACCGACUUCGUCAUCGUCAGUAAGAAAUAUGGGGUCAUCUUCAUGGAAGUCAAGGCGGUCAGCUCGCACAGCAUUCUUCGAAAGCGGUUCAAGAAAGCUCAAGACCAGAUCAACAAAGCACGAAAGGCUCUUGCUGAGUACCUUAGGGACAAAGUCCCCAGGGAUGCAGCCACCGCGCUGUUCCGUAACCCAGCCUUCGUGUUGAUGCCGAACUGUAGGACACCCCAGUCGGACAGCAUGGACGCCUACAAGGACGGCUGCUUCUGGGAAGACUGUCAGGAUGGGCGGCGUUUCCGUCAGUGGUGGGACAGGAACAUCGGGUGCGUCAGGCCGCUGUGGAUGCGGGAAGACAUGUACAAAGGAUUGCUGUGCAGGUUCAUUGGUCUUCGAAGUGCCACCACCCGUACCCUGGGCAAGCUGGUAGAUGACACCACGCGUGACGUCCUGCAGAUGUUCAACACUCAGCAACUUGCUCUCCUGAACAACGUGGGUCUGCCUCGGACCCAGAUCAUCACAGGGCCGGCAGGCAGUGGCAAGACUUCCAUCCUACUGCACAAGGUACAGGCACUCAACACGGACAUCAGCAAGACUGGCAAACAAGAGAAGAUUCUCGUCCUCUGCUAUAACAAACCGUUAAAAACUAGACUCACGAAGGAACUGGAAAAGUGCCGCUGGGUUACGGUUCAAACUUUAGAUUCCAUCCUGUGUCAGCUUAGCCCGGUAAGGAGCACGGAUGUGGCAGAGAUGCGUGAGGAGGAGAAGUGUGCGCUGAUGGACCGUGUCUUGAAGGACAGACCACGGAUCCAUCGCACGUACACCUUUGACCACGUCUUCGUAGACGAGGGUCAGGAUUUUAUCGGUAACUGGCGAACACUGUUGAAGGAGAUCCAGGCAAAGUCACUUUGCAAGAGGAAGUUUCAUUGGAUUUUCCUGGACAGCAAUCAGCACGUGUACAGAACGGCGAGAGGAUUCUCUGAAGAAGAACUUGCUAGCGCGAUCCAACUGCGCAAGGUUUACCGGAUGACAGGAAGCGUAUUUGACCAGUUCAAGAAGUACUUCAGUGAUCCCGGGGAGGAGACUGAGUACUCUAUUGGUCACGACAUCGUGGGCCUUUGCAUAGAGUGGGACAAAAUGGACCAAUCACGUCGUGGCUCCGCUCAAGUCGCGUGUGAUCACAUUUCUAGGCACGUACAUCGCCUACUUAGAAACCAUGUAUGUGGAAAGGACAUAUGUGUCCUUCUCCGGACUUUCAAAGAUGUACGCGAUGUGGUGGGACAACUGCAGGCCAGAGGGAUUCAGUGUCAGAAUGCUGAGGACUCCAUCAUGCAUCCUGUCGACUCUGCCAUCAUAGUGGAAAGUCUCCCGAGGUUUAAGGGUUUAGAAACCAAGGUACUGAUCUUCUAUGACCCCCCUUGUCUCACAGAGGGAGGAGACAGUGAGGAGGUGCGGGAACAGCUGUACACUGCCCUGUCUCGAUGUUUUUGCCUCCUCGUCAUUAUUGCACCUGAGUGCGUUGUUCAAAGCCUUCAGUCAGGCAGGUCCUUACUUCACUCAGGUGAACAUUAGUAACUAUCGGUUAGCGCCGUACCUCAGAUAGGACGUUAACCCCUGUCCUGCUGGCUAUUUUUUGGUUAAUUUAACCUCCCAGCGCUAAUGGCUUCAUCAGAUCUGUAAAAUUGUUCAGUGCUGCUGCUGCAGAUUCACUCCCCCAUUAUAUGGGCUUUGCAGUAGUAUGC
Branchiostoma floridae (Florida lancelet) is the source of this 2072-nucleotide messenger RNA. RefSeq lists its product as uncharacterized. The transcript is spliced from 3 exons. Gene Ontology annotation, molecular function: 3'-5' DNA helicase activity; DNA binding; ATP binding. Gene Ontology annotation, biological process: recombinational repair. NCBI's taxonomy places the organism in Eukaryota, Metazoa, Chordata, Leptocardii, Amphioxiformes, Branchiostomatidae. Bases 4 to 1902 code for a protein of 632 amino acids. The record is from RefSeq and is a predicted model, not a curated record.